GCCACGGCGGCCGCUGCUGCUGCUGCUGCUGCCGCCGCCGCCGCCGCCGCUGCCUGGAUAUAGUGCGGCAAGGAGCGGAGCUUGCAGUCACUUUGCGAGGAGGAGCGCGCGGGCUGCGGGCGGCUGGGGCACCCCGGGAGUGGCGCCGGCUCUACCUGAGGCGGCCGUGGAAGCGGAAGGUUCUCUCUCCAGGGCUGGACUUAAUAACUUUGGAAGUGUCCACCAGUGUCACGUCCUGAACAUGAGCCUCCUCCUCUCCUUCUACCUGCUCGGGUUGCUUGUCAGUAGCGGGCAAGCUCUUCUUCAAGUGACAAUUUCACUUAGCAAAGUAGAGCUCAGUGUGGGUGAAUCUAAAUUCUUCACAUGUACAGCAAUUGGUGAACCUGAGAGUAUAGAUUGGUAUAAUCCUCAAGGAGAGAAGAUAAUUUCAACACAGAGGGUCGUGGUGCAAAAAGAAGGUGUUAGGUCACGAUUAACCAUCUACAAUGCAAAUAUAGAAGAUGCAGGGAUAUAUCGUUGUCAAGCAACGGACGCCAAAGGACAGACACAAGAAGCUACAGUCGUUUUGGAAAUUUACCAAAAACUCACUUUCAGAGAAGUGGUAUCGCCUCAAGAAUUCAAACAAGGAGAGGAUGCAGAAGUGGUUUGCCGAGUUAGCAGUUCGCCUGCACCUGUUGUCAGCUGGUUGUAUCAUAAUGAGGAAGUCACCGCUAUUUCCGACAAUCGGUUUGCUAUGUUAGCCAACAAUAACCUGCAGAUUCUCAACAUCAAUAAAAGCGAUGAAGGUAUAUACAGGUGUGAAGGAAGAGUGGAGGCGAGGGGAGAAAUUGAUUUCCGUGAUAUCAUCGUUAUUGUUAAUGUGCCGCCAGCCAUCACAAUGCCGCAGAAAUCCUUUAAUGCCACCGCUGAGAGAGGAGAAGAGAUGACACUGUUCUGCAGGGCCUCCGGCUCUCCUGAGCCCACCAUCUCCUGGUACAGGAAUGGCAAGUUCAUUGAAGAAAAUGAAAAGUACAUAUUGAAAGGAAGCAAUACAGAACUCACCGUGAGGAACAUUAUCAAUAGUGAUGCGGGUCCUUAUGUCUGCAAGGCCACAAAUAAGGCAGGAGAAGAUGAAAAGCAGGCAUUCCUCCAAGUCUUCGUACAGCCUCACAUAAUACAGCUUAAAAAUGAAACUACGUAUGAGAAUGGUCAAGUCACACUCAUCUGUGAAGCAGAAGGGGAGCCUGUUCCAGAAAUCACUUGGAAAAGAGCCGUGGAUGGCAUCACAUUUUCCGAAGGCGAUAAGAGCCCAGACGGCCGCAUCGAAGUCAAAGGGCAGCAUGGACGCUCAUCCCUGCGUAUCACGGAUGUGAAGUUGUCAGACUCAGGGAGAUACGACUGUGAAGCUGCAAGUAGAAUCGGAGGGCACCAAAAGAGCAUGUACCUUGAUAUUGAAUAUGCUCCCAAGUUCAUAUCAAACCAAACAAUUUAUUACUCUUGGGAAGGAAAUCCAAUCAAUAUAAGCUGUGAUGUGAAAUCGAAUCCACCAGCAUCAGUCCAUUGGAGAAGAGAGAAAUUAGUGUUACCAGCUAAAAACACCACAAAUUUAAAGACAUAUAGUGCAGGAAGAAAGAUGAUAUUAGAGAUUGCACCUACAUCUGACAAUGACUUUGGACGAUAUAAUUGCACAGCCACUAACCGCAUAGGGACAAGAUUUCAAGAAUAUAUACUGGCUUUGGCUGAUGUGCCAUCCAGCCCCUAUGGAGUGAAGAUUAUAGAACUGUCACAGACCACAGCCAAGAUAUCUUUCAACAAGCCGGAUUCCCAUGGAGGUGUGCCUAUCCAUCACUAUCAAGUGGAUGUCAAAGAAGUGGCGUCAGAGACCUGGAAAAUCAUCCGCUCCCAUGGAGUUCAAACAAUGGUUGUUCUGAGCAACCUGGAACCAAAUACAACUUACGAAAUCAGGGUUGCAGCUGUGAAUGGAAAAGGACAAGGAGAUUACAGUAAAAUAGAAAUCUUCCAAACAUUACCAGUCCGUGAACCGAGUCCUCCAUCCAUACAUGGGCAGCCAAGCAGUGGGAAGAGCUUUAAAAUCAGUAUCACCAAACAGGACGAUGGAGGGGCCCCUAUUUUGGAGUACAUCGUGAAAUACAGAAGUAAAGAUAAAGAAGACCAAUGGCUAGAGAAAAAAGUGCAAGGAAAUAAAGACCACAUUAUUUUGGAGCAUCUACAGUGGACCAUGGGGUAUGAAGUUCAAAUUACAGCUGCCAACAGAUUGGGCUAUUCAGAACCAACAGUCUAUGAAUUCAGCAUGCCACCAAAGCCCAACAUUAUUAAAGAUAAAUGCUGUGAAGCGAAUAAAGGCGAAAAUGGAAGCCAGUCAUGGCAGCUGAAUGCUGCUGGGUUUUCUUUCAUUAUAGCCAUAAGUUUGUCUUGCAUGUUUUAAUGUUGUUGUUGUAUCAUAACAUAUUUCUUUUUAUGCCCUGCACAUUUAUAAGGCUAAUCUGAAAUUAUAAUAAAAUAUUUUCUGAGGUCCAACUAAUCAUGCAUGUACCGAUAAACAAUUAGCCUAUUUUCCCUUUUCCCAUAUUGUCAACCUAUAAAGUAGAUACUUUUUCAGAAAACCACUGAAAGGAAUUAAAUUAGUAUCAUUUCUUCUUAGGUACCAGUUCACUGCAUAACCUGCUUCAUUCUAAGGUUUCCUUUAAUUUCUAAAUUUGACCUUGUUAUCAUGUUGCUUUACGUGGAACUUAAGCAUUUAGUAAAUCUAAUCUUUUUUCAUUUGUUUAUUUUGCAAAUAUAACUCAAUAUCCAUGGCCAUACUUUGUAUAACUAGCAAUUUUACUAUGUACAAUUGUGGAUCUUUCAUAUUGUUACACUUUUAAAAGUAAGUUUCUACUUAAAUAAUUUUAUAAUAUUUCAUGGUAUUUACCAUUUAUAUAAAACAUAGACCUGAUCAUUUCUAUUACAUUACAUGUGUAUCCUUAUUGUGUUGCCUCUUUUCCUUUUAUUGGUCUUAAAUUUCAUAAGGAAUAGAAGUGAAACAGUUUCUUCUUUUAAAUUUGAACAUAAAUGAAAAAAAUCCAGACUUUUUUUUCAUUAAGUAAAAUAUCGCUAUGUAAUUGUCCCACAGUAAAUGAUUAAAUUUGAAUAUAUUUUUAAAAGUUGCACCCUGUUCAAUGAACUUGUAUUGUGUUUUGAGCUGGCAUGAAGUAUUCAUGUUCUAAUAAUAUACAUAUUUAUUAUAUUUUCUUGGCCACCUAAGAGUUGUUAUUUUGCAAGGAUCAGAAAGAGAAGUAAUUAUUUUAGGAAAGCUUUUAUAGGAAUCUGGGUUUGAGGGAGUAGCAUGACAUGAUUUUCACUUUUUCAUUUUCAUUCAUUAUAAAAUAAGAAAAGGGUAUUUUGUGUUUUUCACUCCCAACUACACCCUAGCAAGUGAUUCUCAUGACUAUUCAGGACAAUUAGGAAUCAAUCAGAUUUAUAUAUAGUCACAAGAAUGACCAUAACUUAUAUAGUAAAUCAAAUUACUGGGUUUGGAUUUUGAGGUUCAUUCAUCAAAAACUAUUUUGUUGCAUGAAAGCAUUCUCUGUUUCUCUUUAAAGAAUACCUACAGAUCCUAUCAUGUACGGUUUGAAGCUAGAUGAGCUUGUCUUUAAUAGUCUGUUUUCUUUAAUUUAUCUUUUCUCAAUUAUUUGCUGUUCACUGCUGCCCUUCUUUGUUCUGACGCAGCAGCAGAGCUGUAGAAUGUACAAGUGACCCAUCCACAGAUUAAACACACUUUUACUUCUCUCAUGUUGAGACAAAGGGAUUUCCCAAUUCAUGCAUUAUGGGAAUCUAACCUAUUUAUCAGCAAUAUUCUGUUUUUAAAACCACCAUAGUCAAUGGUCUUUUAUUAAAUAAUUAGUUAUAAAUCAUAUUAUAGUCCACAAUGCCUGAGUUUGAAUAAGAUAUGUAGAUAUGUUGAAUAUUAAUCUGUAGAAAGUGCUUGGGGACAUAAAGGAGUUCUAAUAACAUUUCCAGGAACAAUCUUUUUCAUUCAUUAUAACUUGACUGGAUCUUUCCUAUAAGUUAUAAAUAUUCCACAAGAAAAUCGUGUAGAAAUGAUCUUGACUUAGUAUAUGAUUACAAAAUACUUUUGUGAAGAACAUGGAAUAUGUCUUUAUAAGAUAACAGAGUUGAUUUUUUUUGACAUUUUAUAUUCUAUAACUCAAAGUCACCAACAGUGAUAUGAAGAACACUCAAAGCUAGGUAUGCAUGACACCUAGACUGACAUUUUGACAGUUCAGAAAAGAAAGUUAAAAUUUUAUCUCAGUAGAAUUAUUUCCAUUGUAAUGCGUUGUUCAUUUAACAUCUCAGUAUGGAUCAAGUGUUAAUCCUGAAAUCAAUAAGCCAUCAUUUGGCCAAAUUUUAUUCUUAGAUGGAUACUGAUUUUACAGCUCUAGGUUAUGCAAAUAUUCUUUAAAAAUAUUCUCAGACAUCUUAAAAUAUAGGUUCUGUGCUUUGCCUUACUUCUAUAAAAAAUUGAAAACCACAGAACUGUAAACAAGGCAGCGAUCGCGUUUCAAGAAAUGAGACCUUAGAACUUGUAAAGUAUCUUCUUUGAUUAUAAAAAAAAUCUUAAUAAUAUGUGUUACUGAGUUAUCUUUUUCAUACCUGAACUUUAUUUUUGUCAUAUGCAUCCAUAAAAUCUGACAGUUUUUGUCAAAUUAACAUAUGUCUACAGGUCUACAUAAAUGUGAUUGUUGGUAAGCAAGACAUAAAAUUCAACUUACUUUAAGUCUCUCUGUAGUAUCAUCCAAUGAUUUUUUUUCAUCCAAUUGAUUUUUAAAUAAAAUUUUGCAUUGGAAAUGUAUAAAUAUGAACUUGUAUGUAAGGUGAGUUAUGUGUUAAUCACUAUAUAUAAUCAGAAAUAUGUGCAUUUGUCUAUUAUGUGUAUAUCAUAUCUUUAAUUGUUAAACCAUUUCAAAAGUUUGUUUUAUUAUUAUACCUGUUACAAAGCUAGGUUGAUGUCUUAUGAGUGAUUACCAUUAUCUGUAUGUGGAGUAUCAGGAUAAAUUUUUUAUGUAAACCUGAAUAUUUUCUUUUAAUCUUUCCAACUCUUUCCAUGUGUGUCUUUUCUCCAUUUAUUAUUCAAUCUCACUGGUCUCUCUACCCUUAUCCAAACUCAAUAAUUACUUUACAAAUAAUUAUGAGGCCCACCAGUACCAUGUUUCAGAUAUGCUAACAGUAUAUACCUAGGAGGUAGCAGUAAAUUCUUCUUUCCUAUGCAAAUUUUCUUACAUGGGAAAAUUUUAAGGAAAUUGCUAUUUUUUAUCCUCUCCUAAUACUGUUGUUCACUGACAAUAAGUGUAUUGUAUGAAAUCUACAUUCAUAUUCUCUCCAAAACCAUUAUGCAAUUGCACAUACCGGGGGUGCCAAAAAAAUUUAUAGAAGUGGACACUUUAGUCAAUGUUGCUCAAGCAGUAGUUUGUCAUAAUCAGAAGUGUCUGGAUGCUGAUGGUAACCACUC
Molecule: messenger RNA, 5488 nt
Organism: Rhinolophus ferrumequinum (greater horseshoe bat)
Lineage: Eukaryota; Metazoa; Chordata; Mammalia; Chiroptera; Rhinolophidae
Gene: NCAM2
Product: neural cell adhesion molecule 2
Exons: 16
Coding region: 242-2425 (727 amino acids)
Biological process (GO): cell adhesion
Cellular component (GO): membrane
Molecular function (GO): protein binding
Source: RefSeq, a predicted model, not a curated record